Messenger RNA from Salvia miltiorrhiza (redroot sage), 1941 nucleotides. RefSeq names its product protein EMSY-LIKE 3. NCBI's taxonomy places the organism in Eukaryota, Viridiplantae, Streptophyta, Magnoliopsida, Lamiales, Lamiaceae. The record is from RefSeq and is a predicted model, not a curated record. Gene Ontology annotation, biological process: defense response to fungus. Bases 335 to 1630 code for a protein of 431 amino acids. Gene Ontology annotation, cellular component: nucleus. The transcript has 10 exons.
UACCAAAAUCACACGUGUGGAAAUUCUGUCUGAAGCGAGGCAAAAACACUUUGGAACAUGGACACAACAAAAUCAAAAGAGGCGGAAUUCAAACCUUUCAUUCCUAAGCCAAUUUAAUAAACACAUUUCACGUCCGCGUAACCCAAAACACCCACAGCGCGCAUACGCAGACGCGCGGACGCUGGCAGAAAUCAACAAAAUUGAAUCCCAGCUUGCAAUUUCAGUUCCAAAAAGUUGAAAAUUUCAAGUUUUCCUGACGCCGUGGAAUUGGUUUUAGGGUUUCCUUGUUUUGGGCUGCGAGAAAUUGUGAAUCUUUGCUCUGCAAAAGCUGGCGAUGGACUACGAGCCGUACGACAGUAGUGGAACUGACGAUGAUUUUCCUCCACCACAUCAAAAUAGAAUGUCAAGAGGGGGCCACAUUUCUGGUAAUGGAAGGCCUGCCGCUUUGAAUUCUCACCCAUUUCCCCGGAUUUAUGAGGAGACUGACAUGGAAGCUAAAAUUCACCAGCUUGAGCAAGAAGCAUACAGUUCAGUUCUAAGAGCUUUUAAAGCUCAAGAUGAUGCCAUUACUUGGGAGAAGGAAAGUGUAAUUACAGAGCUUAGGAAAGAGUUAAGAUUAUCAAAUGAGGAGCACAGAGAUCUUCUCAGUAGGGUUAAUGCUGAUGAAACAAUCAGACGAAUAAGGGAGUGGAGACAAUCAGGGGGGCUCCAACAAAGCAUUCAUGGUGCCAAUCAACCAGUUCAUGAUGCAGUGCUGAGUCCUUCCAUCUCAGCUUCUCGUAAAAAGCAAAAGAUAGCCCCGCAGUUGCCUUCCGUAUCCUUUGGUGGGCCAUCUCCUUCUUUUCACCCACAGGCAAUUGCUACAACAAACCAGCCAUCCUCCUCAGCUGUCAAGCGUGGACCUAUGUCAGGGACAAAAGGCAAAAAGCAUAAAUCUAUACCACCUGGUUCAUCAACGAAAAUGCGGCAUCCCUCUGGACCGGCUGGAAGAGGUCAAUUCAGCAGCCGCAUUGGGGCACUUCCAAAUGAGCGGCCGCAAGGUUCUUUUGAUCCAUUGAUUGGACGGAAAGUCAGGACCAGAUGGCCAGAUGAUAAUAAUUUUUAUGAAGCUGUUAUAACUGAUUACAAUGCAGUCGAGGGUCGACAUGCUCUUGUUUAUGACAUAGGUACUGAUUUUGAAACGUGGGAAUGGGUCAACCUAGCUGAGAUAUCUCCAGGUGAUAUUAAGUGGGACGGUGAAGAGCCUGGGAUUUCUCGUCAUGGAGGUUAUGGUGGACCUGCCCGUGGGAUCAGCCGACCUCUUGGGCAAGAUAAUGGUCCAGGUUCCGGAAGAGGAAGGGGAGUAGCCAAAGGUCAGUCCAGGAAAGACCUUCCACCAUCCCAAAAUGGCAUUGGAAAGAAAAGAGUGGAUGACAUUCAGUUGCUUCAUACUGAGACUUUGAUUAAAGAGGUGGAGAAGGUUUUUAGUGCUAGUCAUCCAGACCCUGUUGAAAUUGACAAGGCAAGGAAAGUUCUAAAGGAACAUGAGCUUGCUCUGACUGAUGCUAUUGCAAGGUUUGCAGAUUUAUCUGAUGGUGAAAGUGACGAAGGUGGUCGCUUCUUACAUGGCCAAGCACUAGACAGAGCAUAACAACACCCGUGAUGAUAUUUUGGGAUGAAGGAAGGAGGGAUGGCGAUAAAUUGUCAUUUUGUGUAACUAUUAUCGAUAUGGUAGAAUACUGAUCGAUUUAGGGGCUGUUGUAUUAUGUCAUAAUUCAGGUUACGUUCCCUAACAUAAUGUUUGUUAGUCUGGUAAUUUAGCAUAUAAAAGCCAAGUCUGUAGGUGCAUGAGCCUUUUGUCCUUAGAAUUUUAGUGUCUGUAAAAUAUUAGAGGUGACAUUUAACAUCUCGCAUGUAAAAAUUUUGUUCAUGUGGAUAUUUUAAGUCUCUCCACUUCUUAUU